UGUUUGUUUUAUACGUUUACGCGCCUGAGUAAGUGUCGUAGGUAGUUUGGCUUUCCGGCUUUUUAGAAAAGUUUCAUUUUUAGUGCAUGCACAAGAUGUCUAUAGUUCCUAUGAUGUUCCGUGACUGGUGGGAUGACUUCGACACUCCAAUCCGCUCGUCGCGGCUACUGGAUCAGCAUUUUGGAACUGGACUCCGAGUCGACGAUUUGUUUUCAUCUCUGUCCACUCGAACCCCAACAUCUCCGCUGCUCAGAUCCGGCUACUAUCGGCCUUGGCGAAACACGGCUAUCGCGCGUCAGGAUUCCGGUUCGACUUUGAAUCUGGAUAAGGACAAGUACCAAAUCAUUCUCGACGUGCAGCAAUUUACCCCGGAGGAGAUCACCGUGAAAACCACCGACAAGUACAUUGUGGUGGAAGGAAAGCACGAGGAAAAGCAAGAUGAACACGGAUUCGUGUCACGUCAGUUCACCCGUCGCUACAUGUUGCCAGCUGGCCAUGAUCCAAAUGACGUCGUGUCGACCCUUUCGUCCGAUGGAGUACUAACCGUGACGGCACCGAAGAAAGCACUUCCUGCUUCGAAUCCGGAGCGCAGUGUCCACAUUCAGCAGACGGGCCAACCGGCCAAGGAGCAAAGUGAACCGAAAAUCGAGCAGGCCCAGUAAAUUGAUCCUUUGGGUCUAUUCGGAGCGAUUCCGUUUCAAAGUGCAAAUAUGCCAUUGUUUUUGCUUGGUUUAAUGCUUGUAUCGAAAGUAUUCUACAGAUAUGCUUUUUAUUUCAAGUAGUCAUCACUCGAUUUAAGAAAUAAACCUUUUGAUUUUAAUAAUUA
Messenger RNA from Topomyia yanbarensis, 826 nucleotides. It is a transcript of the gene l(2)efl, whose product is annotated as protein lethal(2)essential for life. Gene Ontology annotation, molecular function: protein folding chaperone. The coding region runs from base 87 to 662 and encodes 191 amino acids. Gene Ontology annotation, biological process: response to heat; protein refolding. The transcript has 4 exons. The record is from RefSeq and is a predicted model, not a curated record. Lineage: Eukaryota; Metazoa; Arthropoda; Insecta; Diptera; Culicidae.